Hyaena hyaena (striped hyena) is the source of this 996-nucleotide messenger RNA. It is a transcript of the gene NOPCHAP1, whose product is annotated as NOP protein chaperone 1. Lineage: Eukaryota; Metazoa; Chordata; Mammalia; Carnivora; Hyaenidae. Gene Ontology annotation, biological process: box C/D snoRNP assembly. Bases 49 to 606 code for a protein of 185 amino acids. Gene Ontology annotation, molecular function: box C/D methylation guide snoRNP complex binding. The record is from RefSeq and is a predicted model, not a curated record. The transcript is spliced from 4 exons.
UCCUGCAUCCGGGCCUGGGUGGGCUGGCCCUCAAAGCUAGCGAGGGGCAUGGAGGUCGGCGGCGAGCGCCGGUCGGGCGGCUCUCCCUCUUCCCCUCGGGACUACUCGGGGAUCUCGGUGUCUAAGGAGCUGCUGACGGCGGGAAGCGGCGGCUGCGGAGGUAUAUGGGACAGGCUACUCAUCAACCCCAAGCCUAAUCACAGAAAAACUUCCACUCUUCAAACGGUUCGGAUAGAGAGGAGUCCCUUAUUGGACCAAGUGCAGACCUUUCUCCCACAGAUGGCUCAGGCGAAUGAAAAGCUAAGAAAAGAAAUGGCCGCUGCACCGCCUGGGCAUUUCAAUAUUGAAGACAUUGAUGAGAGUCUUGGAAAAGUGAUACAAAUGGAUGUGGCCUUGUUUGAGAUGAAUCAAUCCGAUGCAAAAGAAGAGGAUGGUUCAGAAGAGAGUUCGGAGGACAGCUCAGAGGACAGCUCCGAAUCUGAGGAGGAAGAUGACGGCACCUCUUCCGAAGUCACCAUAGAUAACAUUAAGCUUCCUCAUUCAGAAGAGGGAAAAGGCAAGAUUGAGGUUUUGGACAGUCCAGCCAGUAAAAAAAAGAAAGAGUAAAAUAAACGAUCUCAGAAACGGGUGAUCUCUGCCUGCUAAUUCUGUGGAACAAGAACGUGGUCUGCUGGUUAUUUUGCAUUUCAGGUAUCUGUGGUACUUUCAUGUAAUAUUAGAUGGUUUUUGUUUCUCAGAGAAACAGAAGCUACCUUUUAAAGAACUGAAAUAGGAGCAUCUGGGAAAUCUUCUAAGAGCAGACCAUAGUUGAUCCCCUGCUAAAGAGAUUCCCUUUAGAAAGCUUAGCUUUGUUAUGGUGACAAAUGAAUGUGCUGGCAUCUUCUUUCUUCAGCAUAGACUUCAGAAAUAUCAAACUUAUUCUAAUGUAAAAGUACAAAUCAUUUGUUUUUGUAUUAAAUUUAUUCUCUUGAAUAACACAGUGUAGGUUUUUUAUGG